CCGCGAUUGAGGGUUGGGUUUUGGGAGGAAUGCGGGGCCGUCGAUGCGCCAGGAUGGAGCAAUGCGAGGCGGCAGCGCGGUUCUAGACACAAUUCGAGCUCGCGGCGCGGUAUUUUGAUCGCGCCCUGGCGAUCGCUGGCGCUCGCUACCAGGUGAUUUGCCGAGGUCUCGAAAUGCCGUAGCGGCGGCGGGGCGGCGGUGGAUCUGAUUGCUGUGCGGCCACGGCGAGCCGGGGCAAUGGCAAAUAUCGGGAUCUUGGUGCUGGCGCUGCUGCUUCGCGCCGUGAUUCGUGUCUAUGGCAACGCCGAAGGUGAUGCUCUCCACGAUUUGAAGAGCUCGCUCAUGGACCCGAGCAGUGUUCUCCAGAGCUGGGACUCGACGCUGGUGAAUCCCUGUACUUGGUUCCAUGUUACUUGCGACAAUGAUAAUUUCGUCACUAGAGUAGAUCUCGGUAAUGCAGCUCUGUCGGGAACGCUAGUUCCAUCACUUGGUCGUUUAAGCCACUUACAGUACUUGGAACUGUACAGUAAUAACAUCACUGGAGAAAUUCCACCUGAGCUAGGCAACUUAUCCAACCUGGUGAGCCUAGAUUUGUACCAGAACAAUUUUACAUCUUCGAUACCAGAUACAAUUGGGCGUCUGACUAAGCUUAGAUUCCUUCGUCUCAACAACAAUUCUCUGUCUGGGAGUAUUCCCAUGUCGCUUACAAAUAUAAACGGCUUGCAAGUACUUGAUCUUUCUAACAAUGAUCUAUCUGGGCCAGUUCCUACGAAUGGAUCCUUCUCCCUGUUCACUCCUAUCAGUUUCAACAAUAAUAGAGAUCUUUGUGGACAAGCAGUCAAUAAACGAUGUCCCAACGGCCCACCUUUGACUCCUGCACCUCAAUAUUUAGCACCGCCAUCUGGAGCAAACAAUGGGAGAACACAGUCAUCAAGCUCGUCAAACACUGGAGCUAUUGCUGGUGGAGUUGCUGCUGGCGCUGCUCUUCUUUUUGCUGCUCCGGCUAUUGGAUUUGCUUGGUGGAGAAGACGGAGGCCACCGGAAGCUUACUUUGACGUUCCUGCUGAAGAAGACCCCGAAGUUCAUUUAGGACAACUAAAAAGAUUCUCUCUGCGAGAACUGCAAGUGGCUACCGAUGGUUUUAGUAACAAAAACAUCCUUGGGAGAGGUGGUUUUGGCAAAGUGUACAAGGGGAGAUUGUCGGAUGGCUCACUAGUAGCCGUUAAAAGGCUUAAAGAAGAACGCAGUCCGGGUGGAGAGCUGCAAUUUCAAACAGAAGUGGAAAUGAUCAGUAUGGCUGUUCAUCGAAACCUUCUUCGCCUACGAGGUUUCUGCAUGACUCCCACCGAACGCUUACUUGUAUAUCCAUAUAUGGCGAAUGGAAGUGUAGCAUCUCGGCUAAGAGAACGAAAUCCAGGGGAGCCAUCACUUGAUUGGCCUACCCGAAAGCGCAUUGCUUUGGGAUCAGCAAGAGGCUUGUCUUACCUGCACGACCAUUGUGAUCCCAAAAUCAUCCAUCGCGAUGUAAAAGCGGCAAACAUCCUGCUAGACGAGGAAUACGAAGCAGUGGUUGGUGAUUUUGGACUGGCAAAGCUCAUGGAUUACAAAGACACGCACGUAACAACUGCCGUUCGUGGUACCAUUGGUCACAUCGCGCCAGAGUACUUGUCCACCGGCAAGUCGUCCGAGAAAACAGACGUCUUCGGGUACGGUAUCAUGCUUCUGGAGCUCAUCACCGGGCAAAGAGCCUUCGAUCUUGCACGAUUGGCGAAUGACGACGAUGUGAUGCUUCUCGACUGGGUGAAAGGACUUCUCCGGGAGAAAAAAGUCGUCCAGCUCGUCGAUUCCGAUCUUCACAACACGUACGACUUGGGUGAAGUCGAGGAACUCAUCCAGGUGGCUUUGCUCUGCACGCAAGUCUCUCCCAACGACAGGCCAAAGAUGGCAGACGUCGUCCGGAUGCUCGAAGGCGACGGCCUUGCCGAGCGAUGGGAAGAAUGGCAAAAGGUGGAGGUUGUCCGCAACCAAGAGAUGGAUUUCGUCCCCCAGAGAGCAUCAGACUGGAUCAUCGACUCCACGGACAAUCUUCACGCCGUGGAGCUGUCUGGGCCGAGAUAGCCACUUAGAGGAACCUUGUACGAGCUACUAUGGACUUCAGUAGAUCCAACCUCGUGUAUACAGAUUACUCCUCUCCCUUUUGCUUUCUUCGAAGCAAUGAUUUUGCUUAAUCAAAUCAGCUGGCUUGUAUGAUUUUCAAGAAGAGAAAUUUCGUUUCCCAAAGACUGGGAAGAAAGCAUCAAGGAUUUUUAUGUGCAUUGAUAAAGUGGAUUUAAUUUGUAUAAAGUUUAUCA
Molecule: messenger RNA, 2351 nt
Organism: Selaginella moellendorffii
Lineage: Eukaryota; Viridiplantae; Streptophyta; Lycopodiopsida; Selaginellales; Selaginellaceae
Product: LRR receptor kinase BAK1
Exons: 12
Coding region: 238-2118 (626 amino acids)
Biological process (GO): protein phosphorylation
Molecular function (GO): protein binding; ATP binding; protein kinase activity
Source: RefSeq, a predicted model, not a curated record